Boeremia exigua is the source of this 501-nucleotide messenger RNA. RefSeq lists its product as uncharacterized. Lineage: Eukaryota; Fungi; Ascomycota; Dothideomycetes; Pleosporales; Didymellaceae. The coding region runs from base 1 to 501 and encodes 166 amino acids. The record is from RefSeq and is a predicted model, not a curated record. The transcript is spliced from 2 exons.
AUGGUCCAUGCAUGCAAAAAACUGAAAAAGGCACUGACCUUCAAGUUCAACUUCACUUUCAGCACCCACUGGACUGUAAAACUCGGCGGGGUUCUCGAGUCCCUGCUCGAUAAUGGAUUCUUGACCAGAGAGCAAAAGCGGUCUCGCGAACCCGCAGGGGCCGUGGUCAUGAGGAGAGUCAUUACCGUGUUAUACCACGACGCAAUCUACGACGGUACGAGUGGAUGGUCGGCCACUUUGAGCAGCAUUGCCGCGCUGCUUCUUCUAUCCUGUCUCGGUGUCAUGGUGGGCGACAUCAUGGGACCUGCACAGGACAAGAGACCUGAUCUCCCAGGCCUGCGCUUUGCCGACGUAGACGUACUCGUCACCAAGAGUGCUGUCCGCACGCGCUUCAAGAUCCGCAGCGGCAAAGGAAUGAAAAUUGACGCAAAUAAGUAUUUCAAUAUCUCCAGGGAAGCGCUGCCAGAGGGACGCGACAAUAACAUGGACCCGUCGACGUAG